UUAUCAAGAGGACUUUUAAGCAGGAUUUCAGCAUGGAUACAGACAACGACUCUAUCGGGGAAAGUAAGCCUGUGUGUCAGUGUGCGGCCAAGUCCGUGGUCCAGCGGUGGCUUCCAGGUUUUCCCAUCGUUCUGUGCUUGCUGAUGUCCCUGAGCUCCAUCACCGUGUGUUUUCUGAUGAGCCUGAAGACCUACCAGCUGGAGAACCGACUGCAGAUGGAGAUGGACAAAGCGUCCAUCUUCCAGCCGCCGCACGGGGCUUGUCUAAACGAGGAUGGGACCCUAAUCCCAGAGUUGAGCACUUCAAUAGGGAAGCUCGUGGAAGAGAAAGUGGUGGUGCUGAUGCCAAAAUCACGGACAGCUAGGGAUGCCGGCCAAGAGUGUUCCUGUCCUCCAGGGCCUCCAGGAAAGCGUGGAAGGAUGGGAAGAAGAGGGGAACCUGGACUUCCUGGCAAGGCUGGACGGGAUGGAUACCCGGGUCCUCUUGGCUUGGAUGGAAAACCAGGUUUUCCAGGUCCCAAGGGAAGCCAGGGACCAGCCGGACCCAAGGGAGAAAAGGGUGACCAAGGAGACAUUGGGCCAAGGGGUCCUCCUAACUACAGCACAUAUGCAGGUCUGCACAGUAAUCAGAUUCUCACCGUCAAGGGUGACCAAGGCCAGGCUGGACCCGCUGGUCCUCCCGGUCCUCCAGGUCCCCCCGGUCCCCGAGGCCCCCCUGGGAACACAGGCAAGGAUGGCCCACGUGGCCCUGCCGGUGAGCCGGGUUUUCCAGGUCGUGAUGGCGUUGAGGGGCCACAAGGAUCGCCUGGGAAGCCGGGAGAAGAUGGUGAGCCUGGCUAUCCAGGACUACAGGGUCCUCCAGGAGCGAAGGGCGAGGCAGGUAUGGGAGAAAAAGGAGAGAGAGGCAUGGAUGGACUCCCAGGAUUAAAGGGAGACAAAGGGGAAAUAGGAGAGCAAGGACCACAGGGACCCAUGGGUUAUCCUGGCGAAAAAGGCGCCACAGGCUCCUCAGACAUCAUCGACUUCAAUGGGAAGCUUCUGGAUGCUUUCCAGGCCAUCGACACCAUCAGUGUUUCGGGCCCACCUGGACCACCUGGACCCCCAGGCCCUGCAGGGGAAAAGGGUGAGCUUGGUUUGCCUGGGCCUGCAGGAGUUGACGGAGAGAAGGGACCUAAAGGUGACAUGGGUGAGACAGGACCGCCUGGCGAGAGAGGAGAGAAGGGCGAGAUGGGGCUCUCUGGGCCUGCUGGUAUGGACGGACACAAAGGAGAGAAAGGCGACUGCAGAAUUGAUGACAACCUGGUUCAGAUGAUUUCCCAGCCAGGCCCACCGGGCCCACCGGGCCCGCCGGGGGUUCCCGGGUCCCCUGGAUCCAUGGGGCUGCAUGGAAUGCCUGGUCCUAAGGGUGAGCCUGGAUUCGGAAUAAAGGGAGAAAAGGGGGACUUAGGUGCUCCUGGACCUAGAGGAUUAGAUGGUGCCGCGGGCUCCGCUGGGCCUGCAGGAUUAGUGGGUCUCCCAGGUGCAAAGGGAGAGAAAGGCAGACCAGGGGAGCCUGGACUAGAUGGUUUCCCGGGCAUGAUGGGAGAGAAAGGUGACCGAGGAGAAAGAGGAGAAAAAGGUGACAGGGGAGGAGUGGGAAAGAGAGGUCUGAAGGGCCAGAAGGGAGAGCAGGGUCCUCCAGGCCUGGACCAGCCUUGUCCUGUGGGCUGUGAUGAGACUAAAGGUGUGUCUGAUGAGGCAGGGCUUUCUUCCCCUCCACCUCCUCCUCUUCCUCCUUCCGGCCCUGAGGCCCCCUGUCCUUUGGGACAGGACGGGCUGCCCAUACCAGGCUGCUGGCACAAGUGAUGACUAACCAGCAGCAUGGAGUCUGUACAUAUUGAUAUGGUAUAUAUAUUGCAAUUGAAUACUACACCAACAACCCACUUCCUUUUUUUCCUAAAACGUUUUAUAUAAUAUAUUGAGAUUUUUUUUUUUUAACAAGGACAUUUUUGAUUCUACAGUAUUACAAAAACUUUUUUAGAGAUCCCGUGUUGUUUAGAAUGCAGCUAUGAUUUUAAAGAGAAGAAACUGAACAGGCAGUUGGACUCUUACUUUGAAAGACAGUCCAGAUGACAGUGUUGGAGUGCCUUGACAGUCUGGCGGCCUAACUAACAAAGCCUGACUUGCUGCCUGAUUGUAAUCACUGUGUGGAUAUAACUGUGUGAGCGUUCAGCCAGACUCAUGGAUGUUUUGAUGGAUGGACAGAUCUCUUUGGGACCUGCAGAUGAGGUGGGUCAGUACUCUCUUCUCCUCUCUGUUUUCUAAAAAGGAGGAAAUGGCGAGACAGAAGCUCAAACGCAAGCGUCUCUCUCAGCCCUGAAGGGACGCGGGGCCUGGUGGAGAAAAGACACAUAGACAGGCAGAGAGCACAAGGGGCAGAUUGGCCUUUAUGAAGCAGAGCAAGUCAUGCCUCAGUGUCACACUGAACACUCAGAUCCUCCGUUAUGGAAACUGUCCAGGAGGGGGCGACAGAGAACCCUGCAUUUCCACAUCCACCUGAGAAGAGGCACUCAUGGCUGAUGAUGCCACGCAACAGCUUGAUAACCAGUCAAAGUUAUUUGGGAGUCACUGACGUCACUGGCACAUAAGGAAGGAUUUUACUUUACACAUACAUUGAACAAGUUGUGGUGAUCUCUUGUACGGCUGUUUUGUAAAGAUUUUCACUAAUUAAAUGCAUGAUCAUAACAAGGCAAAGUAUUGUUUAGAAUCCUGAUAGCUUGUAUGACUUGUGGUUCUUCAUUGAAACCUCAAAAGACAGUUGAUUCAUUUGCAAUAAGCAGCCUUUAAUAGUCUUUCCAUUUUAAUAAGCCACUCAGCGACGUCGGUAAGUCUACCUUUUUAUGGCUUACACUUUUGGCAGUGGUGACUUGUAUGUUUUUUGUUAUACUCUUACCUAUCUUCAUGUCCAGUUACAUUUUGCAUUCCUGUGCAUUGCCAUGUUUGUGGAAUAUAUAGGCCAGAUUUGAAGGAACCACUUACAGUAUUUGUGAUAAACCAGUGUUUCAGUUGACAAAUGAUUGCCAAUCAAAUUAUUUUUCUUAAUAAUUUCCUAUGUAACUGAUGCCUUUUGACUGAUCAUAAUCAUUUAAUCAUUGAUGAAGACAUGUUUAUUUACCGUUGUCCAGUUUGCUCUGGACAACAGUGUAAGUUCUUGCUGCUGACUUAAAUGUGUGUUGUUUGUUUGAUAUUUUUGAAUCAAUAUUAGUCAUUUGGACUGAAGGACUAACAAAGUAUGAAAUGAAUCAAAUGUAUACGCAACCAUUGUUCGGAAGAAGGUUUAUAACUGUCACUUAUUUAGCAUUUUCUGUGCGUGCUUUUUUUUUUUUAAAUUAUCACAACAAGUUUUAGCCUUUGCUCUCCAAUGACUUUUAUUGAUGUUUUGGUCUUUGUAAUACAUUUUUCUCAGAUGGAAUAAUUUCUUGGUGCUUAAAUACUUAUAUGUACCCAUUUUAAAGCUCUGUUUUGCAUAUUUAUAUGCAUUUAAAUGCAAAACCACACACAUGUCCACCUUUACACCUGGAUUGUUGUUUAAAGGAACAUUGAACAAAGGAAAACAGUCAUUGUAUUUGGGUUUAUGGAUGUACCGUUUUGAAAUAUUUGCAUUCAUGUAUACAGGAUGGAGUUUUCAUAGAAUCACUGUUUUGUGCCGUUUACAUGGACAGAAAUACAUACUCACAUGAAUGUAGUGGUGCCCCUAUGAGGUUGGCCAGGUGGCACCGUGGCCCCCCGAUACAAUUACUGGCAAUAUUACUUAAAAUUACAGUCUUUAAGAAUUUAUGGCGCAUUUUUAAAGCUAGGUAGUGUUAUCUUGAGAAACUAGGUAACCUAAGGCAUCCAUUGGUGCCAACCAUUUUGACAUAGCUUGUUGAAAAGUAAUGCUCCAGACUUAGGCUAAAUUUUGUUGAGAGAACAACUGGCAGGGCCGUUUUCAAAGGGGUCCCUUGAACACUCUCAUCAAGAUAUCUGAACGAAAAUGGGAUCUACCCACAAGUCACCGAGUAGGCUAUUUCCCAGUAAAUGUUUUGUUCCUUACACUCAAUGUAUUCCUUCAGAUUAAAACUGUAUAUUUGCUUUUUAAGGAAAAGGACAACCAGCCUAUUUGAAAAACAAUGAAUCACAGUAUAUGUACAACAGAUUAAAGCAGGAUUGUUGUGAAACUCAAAAUGUUAUCUAUACCAGUUUUGGUUUAUGCACAUCAAAUAAUUAUAUUAAUUGUCAAAUAAAAAGCAAAGUAUAUCAGCAUGUGAUUCCUAACUCUCCAUAUUGACAUACUUUUCAACUUGCCUAUAUACUUUAACAGCAUAAGCAAGUUCCUAAAAUUCAGUUUUGGUUUUGGUUUUGGUGUGCCACCUGAAGAUUUACAGUGCCCCUGUCUUGCCCUGAUGAAAAAUCUUUGGGGGCAACACUACAUGAAUAGAAAAUUCA
Plectropomus leopardus (leopard coralgrouper) is the source of this 4463-nucleotide messenger RNA. Lineage: Eukaryota; Metazoa; Chordata; Actinopteri; Perciformes; Serranidae. The record is from RefSeq and is a predicted model, not a curated record.